CUAUCGAUAAAAGCAAAUAAUUAGAUAAUUUUACGAACAACUGCGACCGGUCCGCACGUGUAGUGAAGUUCAAUUGCAAUUAACUAUUAAGUUUUAGUUGAUUAAAGAGCUCCAGGUUGCAUUUAAUAAAUUAAAAAUGGCUGCAGCUAUUAAGAGAAUCAUCCCAAUGCUUGAUCGCAUUCUGGUGCAACGCGCUGAAGCUCUCACCACAACGAAAGGUGGCAUUGUUUUGCCCGAAAAAUCGGUUGGCAAAGUGCUGGAAGGCACUGUCGUGGCCGUUGGACCCGGUGCUCGCAAUGCUACCACUGGCAGUCACGUUCCAAUUGGCGUGAAGGAGGGAGAUCGCGUUUUGCUGCCCGAAUUCGGUGGCACCAAGGUCCAAUUGGACGAGAAGAAGGAACUGUUCCUUUUCCGCGAGUCGGAUAUCUUGGCUAAGUUAGAAUAAAUUAACGGCCCAUCAAAUUCUAUGAAUUCUGUUUUCAAUUAGUACGUAACCACAUACAAUAAAAGUUUAAUGCAAUGUUUUUGUUUGCAUCAUCCGAAAAUAAAACUUGAAUCUUCAGUCAA
Molecule: messenger RNA, 567 nt
Organism: Drosophila innubila
Lineage: Eukaryota; Metazoa; Arthropoda; Insecta; Diptera; Drosophilidae
Product: 10 kDa heat shock protein, mitochondrial
Exons: 3
Coding region: 137-445 (102 amino acids)
Cellular component (GO): mitochondrial matrix
Molecular function (GO): metal ion binding; protein-folding chaperone binding; ATP binding
Source: RefSeq, a predicted model, not a curated record